AUGAAACCCGCAGCUCUGAAUUACCAUAGAAGGAAGGAAUGUGGAAGGACAUUUCAUUGUCCCGUGUGUUCUCGAGGGUACAAGACAAAAGGUACAGAGAGGAGGGGAUUAAGGUUUUAUUGUGAUUGUGGGAGAAAGUUUAUAUCCAUCUCUCAUCUUCGGUCGCAUCAGAAACAUGAGUGUGGAAAAACUUUUCCUUGUUCACUCUGCGGUAAACAUUUUAAGACCCGCAAACAGAUCCCAUUGCAUGUCAAAAUGGUACAUUUUGACAUGAUUACUAAAACUGGACCAAAAUUAGAUUCUUAA
This is a messenger RNA of Nezara viridula (southern green stink bug), 306 nucleotides long. NCBI's taxonomy places the organism in Eukaryota, Metazoa, Arthropoda, Insecta, Hemiptera, Pentatomidae. The record is from the annotation of a GenBank genome assembly.